Molecule: messenger RNA, 1395 nt
Organism: Durusdinium trenchii
Lineage: Eukaryota; Dinophyceae; Suessiales; Symbiodiniaceae
Source: the annotation of a GenBank genome assembly
AUGUGGCGUGUGUGGUGCCCUUGGGUCUUUUUGCUGAGCGCUUCGGCGGCCCAAGUGGACCCAGGGCUCUCCAAGCGCUGCGUGCGGCGCGCACAUGGGUUGAACCUCACGCAGUUCCAGGUCUUGUCAACGAAGCACUUUCAGCAAGGUGAGCAGAUGGGCAUCCUGAACGCCCCUUUGCAUCCAGACCUCUUGGAGUUGGCCAAGGUGAUUUGGCUCCGGCGAGAGGUCUUGCUGGAUGGCACGGGGUGCCCUGCAGCAGUGGUGAUUGCGGCUGUGAUGUUCAUGCUCCAUGACAUCAAGUUUGCCUUUGCCUCCAGAAACAACCUGGAGCACGAAGGGCUCUUCCACCGCCUGUCCCGAUUGCAGAAGGAGAUGCUGCUGGGGAUGGGAUUGAGCCAUCAGACUGAUGGCUCAUGGCCGUUCUCGGAGGCUGCACGAGCGUACACCGAAAUUGUACAAUGGCUCAACGAGCGGGUUGCUGCGUCCAGGCCGCAGUGGGACCCAGAGCCAGUGGACACCAGUGAUGAAGCACAUACUCAGGCUUUGGAAGACGUGAGCGUGAUCUUGGAAGAGGAAGGCUUGGACUGGUUUCCCUACAGUGGCACCUUGAUCGCCCUGCUCCGCCACGGCCUCCGCUCCGGCCACCUGGAUGCGGUGCGCGACGUCGUGGACCACGACGUGGACGUCCUGGUGGGGGUCACCUCUGCCGAGGCUUGGCAAACGGUACGCUGGAAUAUCCUCCACAAGCUGGAGCAACGUGGCUGGGACAACUGCUUUUCUCGCACUUCGGUGGAUGCUCCAAGUGGAGACCCGAAGGCCGCACUGGCUCGGGAAGACCUGUUGCUUUGCACCAGGACGAAUCCAAGAAUCUCACUGGACAUGGGUAGCUACAUUCUUGGAGAUCGAAGCAUCUAUGUCCAGCGCUACUGCGUUGGGGAUGUCAUGGGGCAGGACUGGGGCUGCUACAUCCCCCGCCUAGGCACCCUCCGCACGCGCGGCGGCCGCCUGCCGCGCGCCGCGAUCUACCCGCUCCAGCGCUGCAAGUGUGGCAGCUUCUCGGUGCCGUGCCCGGCCCGGCCACUGGAGGUGCUGAAAGCGACCAUGCCGGGUUGGAACUUCAGCGAGCACUGCCUGCCCCUGCCAGACAUCGCCCAGCGACGGGCCCGGCGCGAUGGGAGCGAGGCGGAUCAGGCGGAUGAGGAGGAUUCGUGGGUGGCGGAGGGGCUCACUGCUGAGGAUGUCCAAGUCUUGAGAGACAGAGCGGUGGAGCUGGAGAAGGCUGGCUAUAUGUCAAUGCUGCCGUACUUCAGCACCUGCGAUGCAACUUCUGUAGAGAAAAAGGUUGGAUAUCCCGGAUAUUGUCAGGAUGGGUGCGACAGGUUUUCUGGCUAA